Messenger RNA from Paramuricea clavata, 3308 nucleotides. The record is from the annotation of a GenBank genome assembly. NCBI's taxonomy places the organism in Eukaryota, Metazoa, Cnidaria, Anthozoa, Malacalcyonacea, Plexauridae.
AUGAACGAAAAGUCGAAGAAAAGCAAGAAAGCAAAGUUGGUGAAGAGUGGGAUUGAUGAGGACAUCGUGGAGGAAACUGAACAAGAUAGAACAUUUGGGGAUGAUCAUGUACAGUUGUUGAUAGAAGGAGAUGGGAUAGAAGAUCUUGAAAGUUCCCAGACUCGAGACCUGGAAAUUACGGAUACGACAGAAAUUGUCUCUGAAAUGAAGAGUACUUUGAAUCCAAAAAAUGUCUUCCAAAUUGAAGAUUUGGGACGACAGAAUGACUUGUUGAACUACACUGCUGAUGAUAGUGACAGUGAAACACGUGCACAAAGAAUGACAAUCCAAGAAGCGUUUGCGAAUGAUGAUGUCAUCGAGGAAUUUGUAAAAGAAAAAGCCGACGCAACGGAAGCAAACAAACCCAAGGAUCUGGAUCUGAGUUUACCAGGUUGGGGAGACUGGGCUGGACCGGGAAUUGAUGAAACGAAGCGGAGAAAGAAAUUCACAGUUCCGGCAAAGCCUGUGCCAGCUCGGAAAGACAACAAACUUGCACAUGUGAUUAUCAAUGAAGAUAGAGACAAGAAGUUUGCUAAAAAUCAGGUAAUGUGGUGAUCCAUUGUGUUAGAACAAUGAUGCAUUGUUCUUAAGACAAUGGUUAUAUUGUCUUUAUAUUGUCUGAGAACAAUGCCUUAUAUAUUGUCUGAGAAUAAUGCUUUAUUGUCUGAGAACAAUGGCUUCAUUGUUUCAGAACAAUGACUCUAUUGGCUGUUCAAUAUUUUACUAUCAAUGUGUUUUUCAAUUUAGGUUAGCCAAUUGCCGUUCCCAUUCACAUCACGUGAUCAAUGGGAGCGAAGUGUGCGCGUUCCUCUAGGAAAGGACUGGAACACCACCUCAGUUCACCAAAAGCUGAUCAAACCGCGUAUUGUGACCUUGCCUGGGACAAUUAUCGAACCUAUCAAGCCAGCUAAAGGAGUACAGCGAUCAGCUGUUGUUGAGGACAGUCGUAAACCACGUCACGGUAGAAAGAAAGGCACCAAAACAAUGGGGUCUGGUAUUGAAAUACACAACUAAUGAUGUCAUGCAUAUCCUUGAAUAUGAUUGGAUGUUAAUGAAAAUUUUGUAGAUCUCAGCAAUUAAAGUGUAUUACUGUCGUGUGCUUGAAACAUUUUCUAUUCUCUUGUUUGUAACAAGCAUUUGAAGGUUUCAGAGGUUGGCUGAUAUUUUGAUUUGGGACUUUUCAUCGUUCGCUGCCAACGACGGUAUAUGACUAAAACACUGAUCUUUAUACGUUUCUUUUUCACUAGAGUGUUGACCAUCAUUUUCAAGCUCGUUCCCAGUCUUUGAAUGUCCUCUUCGCAAAUAUUGCGCAACAUUCAACAUGCAUAUUUAAAAUUUUUGUUUUUACUGAAUGAACUUGUACCGCGCGUGGCUUUUGUUUGAAAAUACAUCGUUCUAUAAAAGAAUAGAAAGUUAUUUGUAGCUGCUACAAUUUUUAAAACUGUGCUCUGCAAGGUAUAGAUUUUUGACAGCCGUCUGUCUUAUGUCUAUUAAUUUUGCCGGCGGGGUUUGAGGGCAUGUGAGUGAUUGGACUGCGGAGGAAAUCGUCUGUUGUCGUGUUCUGGUAUUACCUGUAAUUUCCAUUAAAAGUUCAAGCUUUUGGUAUGUAUUUGCUAUUUUUUAUGUAUUUUUUAUUAGGGCAGAGUGUAAAAAAUAAUUAUUUCUGCUUUGAGAAAAAUUUCUAAUAACGUGUUGCAAUGUAUAAAUUUUCUUCUGUCUGUCCCACAUCUAGCUCUUGACAAGCACUCAUUUGCUUUAUAACACUAACCAAUUGGUAUGUUUGAGUCAGCAGUGCUGCAACAAAUGAUGGCUGACUUGAUAUGUUCUCUUAUAAUUUCUGAUACUUUAUUAAACUGCCAUUUGGUUGACCAGGAGUUGCACCAUGGCUGUCACCUGGUUUCCAUUUGGUUGUGACAUUUGUUAACAUAAGUUCUUUGUAGGUUUGCAUGGCAAUAUAAAAGAUAUAAUACUACCACUUGCAAACAACCGCAAAACCCAAACUUUUUUCACGUUUGUUUACGUUUCAAAUGUACACAAUGCGUGGGUCAACCGUGCAUGUUGAAAUGUAACAACAAUUAGUUUGAGCCGCGAAAUAGUUACGUUUGACAAAUCUCGCCCAGACGUAACUAUUUCGCGGUUCAAAUUAAAUGUUGUUACAUUUCAACAUGCAUGUUUGACCCGCCCAUCGUGUACGUUUGAAACGUGAAAAAAAGUUUGGAUUUUGCGGUUGCUUGCAAAUGGUAGUAUUAAUUGUUAACAUGUCAAGGUCAUCAUAAGUCGGUUUUCCACUAAUUGGAAUUUUGCACACAGAGUGGAAUUUUUCCACCCGAGAAAUCCCAAGAUAAAUGCUUUUUUCUCCACAUGCAAAAUUCUGCAUUGUGGAAAAUCGGCUGGCCGCCUCGAUUCCAAGUUAUUGUUUUGUGUGCACAGACAAGCAAAUUGGGUUGUUCUAGAAAAGAUGCACACUUCAAUCUGUAUUAGAAGCUAACAAUUUAAACUUCACAAUUGAGGAAAGUAUGCAUACAAUACGUGGUGACAAUGUUGUUUCUUUUCAGUUUUCUAGCAGAGAGAUUCAGGGUUAUGUCUUCAUUAAAAAGUUUCAAAAGAUCCUGGCUUGUUUGGAUCUGGCUUGUCACAGUGUUUUUUCUAAGUGGUCUCAUUGUGAAUUCCAUUCAAAUACUUCUACUGCCGCUGUGGUAUAUUUCACACAAUGUUUUCAGACGUGUUAAUGCUGUGUUGUGUUACUCACACUGGGCAAGUACGUACAAGAUUCUAUAUUGUUAAUUUGCAUUGUUGGGCGCUGGCAUUCACAGCACAGUGGUACAACUUGGUUGCAUUUUCCUCUUGUGUUAGCACUGGCAAUAAGAGAUGACAAUUGCUGCUCCUUUCAGGAUAGCAGUUCAGAACUGUUGGAGCCAUCCAGGUUUGGUCCUGUAUACAGUAGAAACUCUGGAUGAGUGAGGGACAAUUCCCUUAUUCAAAUUCCUAUACGAGAUCCCAUAGGAAUUUUACUAAAUAGACUAUUCCUACAGGAAUUUCUUUGUAAAUACAAUUUCCAACUAUAACUUCCUUCCAACUUUAGUUUUCUUGGUAUAAGCACCUUUUAGUCAUCUGCUAACUGGGUCCUCGUCUUAUUAGUGUUAACAUUUGUUGGUGAAUGGUGGGGACAACUUGACAUAAAGUUUUAUGGCAAGAAGGAAGAUUAUGAACUGAUCGGCAACGAACAUGCCUUGGCUUUACCAAACCAUCGUAGUGAUAUUGAUUGGAUG